Messenger RNA from Anisakis simplex (herring worm), 558 nucleotides. NCBI's taxonomy places the organism in Eukaryota, Metazoa, Nematoda, Chromadorea, Rhabditida, Anisakidae. The record is from the annotation of a GenBank genome assembly.
AUGCAUUGUGCCGUUGCGGUGAUUCUGUUGACUGUUAUCUAUUUGACCGGAUAUUUCCGAUUCGUAAACGCUCAUCGGUGCUUAUCGUGUGCUACACAGGAAGCCGUUACGAAUUGGAACAAGUUCAUGAAAUAUCGUUUGCUGGACUCUAGAACCGGUACGUUGCUCGACGAGCAUCCAUGUGAGAAUCCACAUUAUGUAUCUUGCGAGAGUCCAUGUUAUAUAUUCGAGAUUACCGGUAAACUGCGUACGGGCGAGGAUCAUCAACUCUUCGCUUUGGCACAAGGUUGCUCAACUGGUCUUUUUGAGGAUAUUCCGAACGAUUACAAAUGUCUAAAUCAGGAAAUACCUAUGCGAGGCAGAGGCGGCAUAUUCACACUUCACGGCAAAUACUGCUUUUGUUUCGGGGAUCUGUGCACCUCAUAUAGUGACAUUUGGCUGCAACAUAACCCGAAUCCGGAGCGAACGGAUCCUCCAUUGGAGGAUGUCAAUAAAUAUUCUUCAUAUGGCAGUGAUCCAUUCCCCUAUCAAGGUUUCUAUCGUAUAAUUGAACCUUAA